This is a messenger RNA of Aaosphaeria arxii CBS 175.79, 716 nucleotides long. RefSeq lists its product as uncharacterized. The record is from RefSeq and is a predicted model, not a curated record. The transcript is spliced from 2 exons. Lineage: Eukaryota; Fungi; Ascomycota; Dothideomycetes; Pleosporales. Bases 158 to 595 code for a protein of 145 amino acids. Gene Ontology annotation, biological process: proteasome assembly.
CCAAGCUUCGACCCACGAAUUCCGAACACCUUCCGACAUCCCUAAGUUCCAAAGCUCUGAAAGCUUAUCCACAUUUCACAACGAAAACUUCCCACCAUACUCGCAUCCACCUCCUGUCUCUUCCAUUACAUCCGAAUCCUCAAGAUACCCAGCGGCUAUGACAUCAGGAGUCCCCAACGGCGAAUCCUCCAUAGAGCCCGUCGAGGUCUCCUUCCCCCUCCCCCGCGCCCCGCAAACAAACAUCCACCUCCAACUCACCAACAACAAAACUUCGCUCCUUGUCUUCCUCACGACCGCAGCUGCGGAUCAUACAUCCUUAUCAGCGCCGCUCGGGUCUUUCGUCUACGCAAUGCCGAACCUUCGCGGCAACCCCGCCGAUGCACUAUCUACGCCAUUGUACACACAUAGUGGGAAUCUCGAUUUCACGACGAGGUUGGCCAAAUUGCUUGCCAGGAAGGCGGGAAAGCCGGUGUAUGUCGGCAAUUCGAUAAGUUUCGCUAACGCAGGAAUGGGCGGAACGGUUGAAGAGGAGAUGGAGGGGUUUAGGAGGUGUGUGGAGGUUAUCGUAGGGCUUGUGCAAGACCAGCAAUCAUGAAGACUGCCAUGCCAUUGUCUUAAGGGCAAAACCCGCGAUAGCGCGGAAAAAGCUGCAUAGAAGGAUGAAAGUUCACAUUGGGCGGAUGGAAGAAUCAAUUGCACAAAAAGCGAUUGGGAGU